Spizellomyces punctatus DAOM BR117 is the source of this 1202-nucleotide messenger RNA. RefSeq lists its product as uncharacterized. The record is from RefSeq and is a predicted model, not a curated record. The transcript has 6 exons. Bases 61 to 1092 code for a protein of 343 amino acids. Lineage: Eukaryota; Fungi; Chytridiomycota; Chytridiomycetes; Spizellomycetales; Spizellomycetaceae.
CAUCGAUUGUCAAAGCUCACCAUCUACCUUCUUGUCGCCUCCUACCAUUGCCCGUUCAACAUGCCCUCAAUACCACAUACAACCCGCAUACUGAAGGCAGCUGACCCUUCCGUUCGCCUGUCACUGAACAUCUACCGUUCCCCUCGCCCCGCACCCCAUCCCAAAAUUGCUGUAGUCUGUGCACACGCCAAUUCAAUUUGCAAAGAAGGCUGGGAGCCUGUGAUCUCCCGUCUUUUCUCUUCUCGUAUUGGAGAAAACAUUAGCGUGGUAUAUGCAUGGGAUGCACGUAACCACGGGGAUUCAGCAGUAUUAAAUAGAGACAUUGCAUCACUAUCCAAAUUACACCACUUCGAUUGGUGGACGGGGGCAAAGGACGCACUACGUAUCCUAGAGUUCAUCAGAUCCGAUUUGAAGGAUGAUACGAUACUCGUUGGGCUGGGACAUUCGUUUGGAGGCACUGUGCUGUCCAUGACGGAGCUUAUGCGACCUGGCACAUUCAAAGCACUUGUCUUGGCUGAGCCUAUGAUUUUCACGCCCGAGUUUUUUAUAAGAGGAUAUGGGUCAAGCGAUCCGUAUGCACCUACUCUGGAGAAUGAUAUCUUUACCAGAGGGGCAAUGAGGAGAAAGGCGGUCUUUUCGAGUCGAGAAGCGGCCGCCAAGAAUUUGGCCUCAAAGUCCUUCUUUCAGAGUUGGACCGAAGAGGCUUUGGAUACGUAUCUGACGUACGGCUUCUACCAAACAGAUGCUGGAUAUGAGCUCAAAUGCACACCUACAAUGGAAGCGUCCGUUUUCAUGGGCUGCGGUUCGACUUUAAGUGCAUAUUCUCGUCUCCAUGAACUCACUCCUCCAUCUCUUUUCUUGACUGGGGCUAAGUCUGAAUUUGCUCAAGGCAUUUAUAUUGCGAAGGAAGGUGAUAACCUGAUAAAGGAUCAACAUUUGGCAUCACUCUGCCGAGAUGCAGAGCAUGACUAUGUGCCGGAUGCCGGGCAUAUGCUAACUCUGGAGAAUCCGGAUGGAUAUGUCGAAAAGUGCGUCCAGUUCAUCCGCGCGAAAAUCUUGACCAAAGAUGUGGGAAUUCAGAGCAGGUUGUAGAUUGUCAGGAAUGUAGAUUCCUAGAUGGAUAUGGAUUACUCGAACGCUUAGAACAAAUGUAUCACAUUUACUCAAAUUAUAAAUGUCGCAAACGUUGGCGAAGAAAUGUA